Molecule: messenger RNA, 3285 nt
Organism: Corylus avellana
Lineage: Eukaryota; Viridiplantae; Streptophyta; Magnoliopsida; Fagales; Betulaceae
Biological process (GO): protein phosphorylation
Molecular function (GO): protein binding; ATP binding; protein kinase activity
Source: RefSeq, a predicted model, not a curated record
UUGAGCUAUUUCUCUCUCUCUCUCUCUCUUUUGCAGAGUCAUGAUGCUAAUAGAAAGGCCAUCCCAUAUUCUCCCACUCUUGGGUUUGCUGUUGGUGCAGUCAUGCAUGCUUGAGUUAGCCCAAUCUUCUACCAACCUUACCGACCAAUCAGCUCUGAUUGCCUUCAAUUCUAAAAUCACUUCCGGCUCAAACGAAACUGUCUUGGCAGGUAACUGGUCCACAACUACAAACUUCUGCAAUUGGAUUGGCAUCUCAUGUAGCAGGCGUAGGCAAAGAGUCACUGCUUUGAACCUUUCUCACGUGGGUCUCCAAGGCACCAUUUCUCCUUAUAUUGGUAACCUCUCUUUCCUGGUCUCACUUGAUCUUUCUAACAACAGCUUCUCUGGUUCUCUGCCGCAUGAGAUCGGUCGCCUACAUCGCUUGAGAAUACUCUCGUUGCUAUACAACAAUUUGGGAGGUAGUAUCCCUCCAACUUUGCAAAAUUGUCAGAAUCUUCGAGAAAUACAUCUUGCAUGGAACCAUCUUACGACCGCAAUUCCAUCAACCCUCGCCAACAUAUCGUCGUUGGAGAUCUUAAAUUUGCAAGACAACAACAUCACUGGUGUAUUUCCUCUUGUUAUCUUUAACAUAUCCUCUCUAAUCGUAAUUGCUCUUACAGAAAAUCACAUCUCAGGAACUCCUCCAAUGGAUCUCUGCAGCCACUGUCCUAAUCUUCAAAAGCUUUACAUUUCAAAUAACGAAUUCAGUGGAAAGCUUCCUUCACAAAUGAGGUAUUGUAGAGAGCUUUCAGUCUUAGCUCUAGCAAACAAUAAAUUUGAUGGGAGUAUUCCAGAAGGUUUUGGGAGUUUAGAAAAGCUUGAAUUGCUAUAUCUUGGAGCAAACAACUUAACCGGUAAUAUACCUCCUAGUCUUACCAUAAGUAACUUGUCGAGGUUAUCUGAAUUUGACAUCGCGGUAAACAACAUUCAAGGAAGCAUUCCAAGUGAUUUAUGGCGUUUUCCAAAUCUGGAAUUUCUAAAUUUUGAAGCAAACAAAUUUACUGGUCACAUCCCAUCAUAUCUUUCAAAUUGUUCCAAGCUCUCCAUAGUAGAUUUCGGUGGAAACUUACUCUCUGGGCCAAUUCCCACAAGUCUUGGACACUUAAAAUAUCUCGAAAGACUUUAUUUGGGUGCCAAUCAGCUAACAGGGGAGCCUGAAAAUCAAGAGCUUAAUAUCCUUUCAUCUUUAUCUAAUUGCAAAUUUUUAACAAUAUUGGACCUAGCCUUCAAUCCCUUGGAUAUUACUCUUCCGGAUUCUGUUGGAAACUUUUCAACUACCCUUCGUACCAUGUAUCUAUCCACAAGCAAAAUAAAGGGUCAUAUUCCAAUGAGUAUUGGUUCCUUGAAAGGCUUGACCAUGCUUGAUUUGGAAAAAAACAAUUUGACUGGAACCAUACCAUCCACAAUCGGGGGACUGGAGGGCUUACAAAGAUUAUAUCUUAUUAGUAAUAAAAUUGAAGGAUUCAUUCCAGAAGACAUAUGUAUGCUGAAGAACUUAGGUGUGUUAUCUCUCUCAUUUAACAAAAUCUCUGGAUCCAUCCCAAAUUGUAUUUCGAACCUCAUUUUUCUGCAAGAGCUAUACCUGGCUUCUAAUAGGCUGGAAUCACCAAUACCAUUAAAUUUAUGGAGCCUUGAGAAUCUAUUAUUUUUGAAUCUAUCAUUGAAUUUCCUUAGUGGAUAUUUGUCUCCAAACAUAAAAACAUUGCGUGGUAUUGAACUCAUAGAUUUAUCUUGGAACCAAAUUACUGGAAAUAUUCCAAGCAUUAUCGGAACUUUUGAAAGCCUAAGGUAUCUUGAUUUGUCAAGGAACUCAUUUCAAGGAGACAUUCCACAAUCUUUUGGAGACUUGAAAGGAUUAGAUAUGUUAAACCUCUCAUACAAUAAUCUCUCUGGUGUAAUUCCUAAGUCUAUUGAGGCGCUUUCAUAUCUCAAGUAUUUGAAUGUUUCUUUCAACAAGCUAUCUGGAGAGAUUCCAUCUAGUGGGCCUUUUGCAAACUUUACAGCUAAAUCAUUUUCAGGAAACAAAGCACUUUGUGGGAAUCCAAUUUUUGGAGUUCCACCUUGUCCAAACCCAAGCUUCCAAAGAUCAAAGGUGAAACAAAGUUUGCUCAAAUAUUUUGUUCCUGUCAUGGCUUCAAUUACAAUAUGUCUAGCAUUGGUUUAUAUGCUAAGAAGACAUCGAGAAAGUAAAUUGCAGGUUCCAAGUUUAUUUAAUACAUUGCGUGUAUUGAAGCAUAGAUGGAUAUCAUAUCAAGAGCUUUGCCAAGGGACGAACAACUUUUGUGAAAGCAACUUGCUAGGAGCUGGAGGUUUUGGUUCGGUGUACAAAGGAAUACUAUUUGAUGGGACAAUUGUUGCUGUUAAAGUUCUAAAUUUGCAACUGUCAGGUGCUUUCAAAAGUUUCGAUGCUGAAUGCAAGGUCUUACGGACAAUCCGACAUAGGAAUCUUGUAAAGGUUAUAAGUACAUGCUCCAACCUUGAGUUUAAAGCUUUAGUACUGCAAUACAUGUCGAAUGGUAGCCUUGAAAGGUGGUUAUACUCUUAUAACUACUGCCUGAAUCUUCUUCAUAGAGUAAACAUUAUGGUUGAUGUUGCAUCGGCGUUGGACUAUCUCCACCACGGUCUAUCAAAAUCGGUGGUGCACUGUGACUUGAAGCCUACCAAUAUCCUUCUAGAUGAUGACAUGGUUGCACACGUCAGUGACUUUGGCAUUGCAAAAAUUUUGGUGGAAAAUAAGGAUGCUACACAAACCAAAACUCUUGGUACACUUGGUUAUAUCGCACCAGAGUAUGGUUCUGAAGGAAAAGUGUCCAUCAAAAGUGACGUUUAUAGCUAUGGUAUAUUAUUGUUGGAGAUGAUCACAAGGAAGAAACCAACCGACGACAUGUUUGUAGGAGAAUUGACUUUGAGACAAUGGAUAAACACAUCACUUCCCGACAGAAUGAUGGAAGUUGUGGAUGAUGGUUUAUUGAGAAUGGAAAAUGGAAGAGAUGUAACUAUCAUGCAAAGUGUUCUUUCAUCCAUCAUGGAAUUAGGCUUAAGGUGUUCUGAGGACUUACCAGAUGAAAGAGCCAAUAUCAAAGAUGUGCUUGUGAAGCUUCAAAAAAUUAAACUGACACUGUUUGAAAAUAGAAACAGGGGUGUCUGAUAUCUCUGAUCUAGGUUUUAUAUGGUUUGUCUUUUUGAUUUUGUAAAGUACUUAUAAGUGUGUUUUAUGUUUGCAUGACUUUUCAUCAUUAAAUAAAU